Molecule: messenger RNA, 3684 nt
Organism: Melospiza melodia melodia
Lineage: Eukaryota; Metazoa; Chordata; Aves; Passeriformes; Passerellidae
Gene: SLC39A12
Product: solute carrier family 39 member 12
Exons: 13
Coding region: 243-2351 (702 amino acids)
Biological process (GO): zinc ion import across plasma membrane; intracellular monoatomic cation homeostasis
Cellular component (GO): plasma membrane
Molecular function (GO): zinc ion transmembrane transporter activity; monoatomic cation:bicarbonate symporter activity
Source: RefSeq, a predicted model, not a curated record
AACUGAAAACUUUUCAAGGCAGCAAUAAACUAAUCCUCUCCAGCUUCCAGAGCACCAUCAAGGAAUUUUAAAAACAUUGGACUUCCAGCAGCUAAAUACUUCUCAGGAUUCAGAAGGCCACAAAGCUAGAUACUCGAGCAUUCUUUUUCCUUUCAGAAGAUUCUUCAGGUUUCCAGUUUAAGCUGUGCAGCGCAAACAACAAUCCAACACUCAGUGCAGAUCACGCACUGCAGGAAGAGGAGAUGUGUUUUCUGACCAAGCAUCCAGCUCUUGGGGUGGUAUGUUCUGCUUUCAUAUUCAGCGUGCUCAUUGCUGAAGGACAGCCUGGGGAAGAGCAUGGGCAGGAUGGCAGCAAUCCUCCCAGCAGAGGCUCUCUGGUGGAAGUUUUACGCGUUCUCUCAGCUGAAAACACUGAGCUCCACAUGAACCACUCACGAGAACUGGUCAAAAUGUUACUGGAGAGAGCUGAAUGCCCACAGCGGAUUUAUGGCAUGCAAGAGGAUUGUAAUCUGUGCCUUGAACCAGAUGAUUUGUUACUGAUAGCUGGAGGAGAUUUAGAAGAUCAUCUCAGUGAAGAAGUAUUUGAGAGAAUUUCUCUUAUUCUUCUCUACUACAUUCUUCAUCGUAGAGAUAUGUGUUCUUCAGAAUUCAGUUUGAAUGAUAAGGAUUACAAAUUUUACCUACAGAGUAUGCUUAGUUUAAGACAUGAUGAAGACUGUUAUUAUUUUUCACGGAAUGAAACUGAAGAUAUUUUAGCUGCAGUAAGGCAACAUUUUAAAACUUCUGAAAACCAGUGUGUUGAUGUGAGCACUCUGGAGAAAAAUGCUGAUAUAAUGGACAGAGAUGGUGCUGAUGAAAACACUCUUCCACGCCUGGCUGCUUUAAUCCUUACUCUGGCUCUCCAAGGAGUCUGUAUGGGGAAAGCAAGUUUGCCUUCCCCAGAAUUCUUUAUAAAAUAUAUUUUCAGUUCUCUAAAUAGUACCACUGAGCUCCAAGUGACAGAACUAGAACAACUACUCAAUGUGCUUAGAGUCAAAAAGACCUGCACUGUAAAUGGACAAUUUCACAGUCACAAAAGAAGACGUUACAGUGUGGCAAUCAGAGAUACUGGAAGAAGAAACACUCCAGUCAAAGGAAACCAUACAAAAGGAGACCAUCUGAAAGGCUAUUUUGAAGAUCGUGAAAGGAACACAGAUUGGGACCAGGUUUGUUUCUCUGCCAAUGAACUUGUGAAGAUAUUUUUGAAAAACAGUUCUUCCUCCAUUUCUAAGGACCACUUCAAGCAAAUCAGUCCAGCUAUCAUUCAACAGCUUUUAAGUUGUUCAUGUCAGCUUCCUGAUUUCAAACAGACAAAGCUUCCACCAACAACUAUGGAAAAAUAUGGUUACAGCACUGUUGCUGUUUUACUUAUUACUAUUGGAUCUAUGUUUGGUACAACUCUCAUUUUAUUUAACUCCUGUCAAGAAAUCUAUACACUCAUUUUACAGCUGUUUGUCGGUUUGGCUGUUGGAACCCUUUCUGGAGAUGCAUUGCUACAUCUUAUUCCUCAGACUCUUGGUUUGCAUAAACAUGAAGCACAAGAGGUAGAACAUUUCUAUGAGGGAAAAGAAUAUAUUUGGAAACUUUUGGGAAUAAUUGGAGGAAUUCAUGGAUUUUUUCUGAUAGAAAAGUGUUUCUUUCUUUUGGUAACACCUCGUGACCAGGGCCUUUCUUUAGUUAAUGGGCACUGGGGACAUUCCCAUGAUCUUCCAGUGGAGUCUGAAUUAAAUGAGCUUUCAGGCAGAGGCAAAUCUACUUCAACCAUACAGUUGAGAAGCCCAGAAGAUUCGGAACCUGCUGAAGUUCCUCCAGACAGCAAGGUGAUCAGCAAAAAAAGUAAAAAAAUCAGCUUGUUAGCAAUAAUGGUUCUGGUGGGCGACAGUCUUCACAAUUUUGCUGAUGGCUUGGCAAUAGGAGCAGCAUUCUCAUCCUCAACAGAAACAGGUGUGACAACGACUGUUGCUAUUUUAUGCCAUGAAAUUCCUCAUGAAAUGGGAGAUUUUGCUGUGCUGCUAAGUACAGGGCUCCCAACGAAGAUUGCAAUUUUGAUGAAUUUUAUAAGUGCACUAACAGCAUUCUUAGGACUUUAUAUUGGCCUUUCUCUAUCAACUGACCCAUCCAUUCAAAACUGGAUCUUUACUAUUACAGCUGGAAUGUUCUUGUAUUUAUCUUUAGCAGAAAUGCUUCCUGAAAUGACUCAUAUUCAGACACGGCGACCCUGGUUGAUGUUUCUCCUACAGAACCUUGGAUUACUAUUAGGCUGGCUUUGCCUCUUACUUUUGGCUGUAUUUGAACAGAAAAUUAAAAUAUAAGUUUUCUGUUGGAAAUCUCAAAGUACCACUUAUGACAGUGGAUAUAGCAUUAUUCACAAUUUUGUUAUGUCUGCCAUAGUAAUAUGUAAAUUAAGUUGCUGGGAUUUUAUAUCUGAACAGUAGAUAACUAUUUUACUUUAUUAACUUAUUGUUCAGAUUUUUGUAAUUAUUUUUUUGUAAACAUGAAUGUUUAGAAUUCUGUUAUAUUUGUUACUGAAUUUACCAGAUCCCAUGCUCAAACUCACAGGAGCUUUUGAUUAGUUUUUAUUGAGACUGUUCUAGUUGAAUGUUCUAAGUGAUCUCUGCCAGUCUGAUUGAGGAAAAGAAUAAAACACUUUUAUAUGCAAUAAUUAAAAUGGACUAACCAUAGUUGAAUAAUUUGAAUAUGGAAUGGUUUUUUGCCUUUUAGUAUUAAGAACUAUUUCUUUAAAUGUAAAAAGCAUAGCAAAGCUGAACUGCUAAAUGGCAUAAAGCAAUCUCAUAAAGUUUGCACUUUAUACUUUGUCAACGUAAAGAUUCUCAUCAGUUACAUCUUACUGGACCACUGUGGCAGGAAAAAAUGACAAGUGUAAAUGUUGAAGUUUAUGAUGCAGAAAUUUGGGAAUACUCUUUUUGGACUAUAAUGCAAUUUCUCAUAUGUGUGAUGGAACCUGUGACAGUCAAGCACUGGACUAACCACCUUUUGCAUUGUCUCACCUCUGGUGGUUGCUUAUAGCAACUCCUUAUGAAGAAUUACAAAAAAUAUGUUUAAAUUGCAUUACCCUGAUAUGCCUUCCAAGCUCCUCAAAUGAGGGGAUUUCUUAUUGCUUCUGAGACAUCACAUUCAAUAAACACUUGCCUUCCUGUCAGCAAUUAGCUUAAUCAUAGUUAUGUGAUGUGCAUUGUGGAAAGAGCUUUUUCAAUUGUCUAGAGAUCAUGUAGCCUCACUGCAACUCCUCCCAUACUGAGUGAUUUUUGUGUAAUUUGUCCUCUCGAUUUCAAGUUAAUUCUGCAGAAGUUGAGAUGAUUAAUUUAAUUUAGUUUUGCAGAACCAGGUCUGAAACAAAUAUACAAAGCUGAGCAGAUUCCAGGAGGAAUUGAAUAACACUCAGCUGUGUGAUUUCAGCUCUUUACAUGAUCUCAAUUUCUGGUGCAAGGACUUCUUCGCUACCUUAUUUAUACUUUUGUAUGAGAACUAAAUUAUGUUCUUUCUUUCUCCUCUGAUGGGCUGUGGAAAUAGGGAGAGCAAGUUACAGAACAGACAUUUAUUCUUUAUGAAGCAACUGGAAGUUUUCUUUUCUUUGUCUAAACUCUGUCCUGAAAUAUCUCUACAUUAUGACACACCACGACUGUG